Aegilops tauschii subsp. strangulata is the source of this 783-nucleotide messenger RNA. RefSeq lists its product as uncharacterized. The record is from RefSeq and is a predicted model, not a curated record. Lineage: Eukaryota; Viridiplantae; Streptophyta; Magnoliopsida; Poales; Poaceae.
AUGGCUUCCCCCGGUUCCUCUGGCACCACCGGCACCAACCCAUUGGCCGGCCCCGAUCCCGUCAUCAUCCGCGAUCUCAACAUCCUCGAUCGGGUUCCCGUCGUUCUCAAUCAUCUCACCUCCACCUACUACGCCUGGAAGAUGUACUUCUCCCUUGUGUUCCGUGAGUACAAUCUCCAGGAUCACAUCGAUGGCUCCGUGGAUUCCUGGUUCAUGGAGGACGAUGAGGAGUGGAUGACCAUCGACGCCACUCUCAUCCGUUGGUUCUACACCACCAUCUCGAAGGACCUCUUCCACCCGGUGGUCUCUGCCGAGGAUGACGCUCACGCCGUCUGGACCAAGCUCAACGGCCUCUUCACCGACAACGCGCUCCAGCGCAAGGUUUUCUUGCACGGCGAGUUUUUUGGGUGUCAGCAGCAUGACUCGCUCGUUGACGAUUAUUGCAUGCGCCUCAAGAAGCUUGUUGACGAGCUCCGUGACCUCGGUGAGAAGGUCUCCGACGAGCUUCUUCUCAGCACACUCAUGGCCGGCCUGAACGACGACUUCGAGAACGCCGCCUCCAACAUCCGCCUCAUCACCGCCCCGACUUUCCCCAAGGUCGUGGCGUACCUGAAGCUAGAGGAGAGGAGGAUGCGGAUGUCGCGCACGCGGGCCACUCACACGGCCCUCAUCGCCGGUACCCAUGGCGGCGUCCCGCCCACCGCCCCGGCCCCCCAGCCGCGGCCCGGACCGGGCCCCUUCCAGGCUCCGCCCCCGCACGGGUUCCCCUACCCGCAGCAGUAG